Nothobranchius furzeri (turquoise killifish) is the source of this 1137-nucleotide messenger RNA. Its product is annotated as sulfotransferase 2B1. Gene Ontology annotation, biological process: sulfation. The record is from RefSeq and is a predicted model, not a curated record. Gene Ontology annotation, molecular function: sulfotransferase activity. Gene Ontology annotation, cellular component: cytoplasm. NCBI's taxonomy places the organism in Eukaryota, Metazoa, Chordata, Actinopteri, Cyprinodontiformes, Nothobranchiidae.
UUACCGCUCUGUGGUUGUCUUCUCACCACCAUGGACUUUGACACAGAGAGCAUAGAAUAUGCUAAACAGUUUCCUGUGGAGGACACUGAUGUGUUUGUUGCGACUUUUCCAAAGUCAGGUACAACCUGGAUGCAGCACAUCCUCUCACUGGUGCUGAAUGGUGGAGAUCUGACUCCAAUCAAUACAAUUCCAAAUUGGGACCGUGUCCCCUGGAUGGGAUCAAAAAGACUGGCAGAGAUUGCAGAUCAGCUGAAAUCUCCACGUGCACUAGCCACACAUUUAUUAUUUGCCAAGAUGCCCCCAUCCUUCCACACUUCCAAAGCAAAGGUGAUCUACAUCAUGAGGAAUCCAAAGGACGUCCUGGUGUCUUCAUAUUACUUUCACCAGAUGGCAUGUUUCCUCGACAAUCCCAGAACUUUUGAUGAGUUCUUUGACAAUUUUCUGGAAGGCAAAGUCCUGUAUGGAAAGUGGACGGAUCAUGUGAAGAGCUGGAGACGAGCAGGACUGGAAGACAGAAUAAUGUACAUCACAUAUGAGGAAAUGGCUCAAGACCUGCCUGCAUCUAUCAGGCGUGUUUCAGACUUCCUGUGCUGUAAUCUGAGUGAAGAAGUCAUCCAGAAGAUAGCAAAUUCGAGCUCUUUCAAGAGCAUGAAGGCCAACCCCAUGUCCAACUUCAGUACGGUCCCCAAGGGGCACAUGGACAUGGACAAGUCUGCUUUCCUGAGGAAAGGAACUCCAGGAGACUGGAAAAACCACUUCAGUUCAGAACAACUUGUCCGAUUCACAUCAGUCAUUCACAAGGAGCUAGAGGGAGAGGACUUCUCUCUGCCGUGGAGUCUGGAAUGAACAAGAAAUAACAACAUCUGGAAAUAAAAUCAAGACCUCUACUUUAUAAUCUUUUUGAAUAAGGAAACUGAUGUCAAUUUAAAAACACUGUUAGAAUAGCAACUAGAUCAGAAUCACCUGAAUUUUCUAAAACUAAAAACUGUCACGAUUUAUGAAGUAAAUUUCUCAAUUGUGUGUCUUCAUUUAUACUAAAUAUUAACCUACAAAGAACAAAUCAUGAAAAUUUCAUGAAGAUCAGAGCAACCCCGACUAAAUGGAAAAAUAAAAAUAAAUUUGGUUUAUUGAAUAGAA